CCAAGAUCAAACCUUACGGAUGGCAACUAUGUCGACUCUGAUGCAGCAACUCUGGAUCCGCCUGCAGACGAAGCUCCAGCUGAUUGCGCAAAGGAAUUUCCAAAGUACACCCGCUAUGCUGUUGUUGCUAGCUGCUUUAUGCUGCAGGCCCUGUCAUGCGGCUCAAUUCACUCUUGGGGUAUCCAGCAGGAGUACUUGAUUGCACACGACUUUGCUGGAGACAAAGGCCGAAUCAAAACACUGAGCUACAUUGGCACGCUCAUGUAUUUCGGCGUGCUGGCUGGCCUGAGGUUUGGUCGUACCAAAAGAUGUGCUUUAUUGGCGUCGUUUUCAUGGCGAUUGGCCCUCAUGGCAGCUUCUUUUUGCAGUGAGCCGUGGCAGCUAUGCCUUGCCCUGGGGAUUAUCUUUGGGCUUGGUGGUGGUAUAGUAUAUAGCCCAGCAUCCACAGCCUCCGCUCGGUGGUUCACGAAGCGACGUGGUCUAGCAACUGGGAUAGCACUUGCUGGUGUGGGCAUUGGUGGGCUUGUCAUUGCUCCGCUGACGGAGUUCCUAGUGCGCACAGUUGGUGUGCCCUGGAGCCAGCGCAUUGCAUCGAUAUACAUUAUAGUUUUCGGAUCCAUAUCCUUUGACUGGUCUGCGUUCCGUGACCGCAGCUUUGCAGUCCAGGCGCUGAUGGUGUUCUUUGCCACUGCAGCAUACAUUGUCCCGGUUACAUAUUGGCCCCAGUUUUGGACUAGCAAGGGCAUCAGCCCCGAGACUGCAUCGGUGAUGAUUGCAAUUUCAAACGUCUCCAAUGCUGUUGGACGCAUUGUGAUAGGGGUGACUGCGGACUACAUUGGUGUCCUGAAUUCUCUGAUGAUUGGAGUGGGCUGCUCGACAAUUGGGGCUCUGGUAAUCUGGCCGUUUGCAACCAGCGUUGGCUCUGGGCUGGUGAUGGGAAUCAAUUUACGGGUUUGCGCUUGGAUUGGUAUUCCGGCUGCAAGCGAGAUUUUGGCAACCUCCGGGCAUGGCACAGACUUUAUUGGCAUGAUUAUUUAUACUGGAGUCUUGUGGGCAGUGUCGUUUUUCUUUGCUUCAUACAACAGGCUGUCCUAUUCGCGCCAGGUGUUUGUCAAGGUAUGAUCUGGGCAUUUGGGGUCUGGUAUUUUUGUGUUAAUUAAUAUACAGCUUGGAUG
Molecule: messenger RNA, 1175 nt
Organism: Linderina pennispora
Lineage: Eukaryota; Fungi; Kickxellomycota; Kickxellomycetes; Kickxellales; Kickxellaceae
Product: MFS general substrate transporter
Exons: 6
Biological process (GO): transmembrane transport
Cellular component (GO): fungal-type vacuole membrane
Molecular function (GO): transmembrane transporter activity
Source: RefSeq, a predicted model, not a curated record